Messenger RNA from Labrus mixtus (cuckoo wrasse), 3077 nucleotides. RefSeq names its product mpv17-like protein. The transcript is spliced from 4 exons. Gene Ontology annotation, cellular component: cytoplasm; membrane. Lineage: Eukaryota; Metazoa; Chordata; Actinopteri; Labriformes; Labridae. The coding region runs from base 539 to 1162 and encodes 207 amino acids. The record is from RefSeq and is a predicted model, not a curated record.
AUCCCUCAGAUUAGCGCCUGACCCGCAGGAUUUGUUGUAGAGGCACCUGAUUCACCGGGAUUGACGAGCCGAGGCAGAGCAGGGAGAAUAAUCUAGAUUUAUAUUCAUAUUACACUGCAGCAUUUUCCACGCGAUUCCUAUUGAGUGGAUACAUUUUUACGCAUGGAGAACUCCAAGAAGCAAGACCUCAGAGAAACAGUGUCUAAGUGACCACAGCGGUGCCAUGGCAGGUUUUACGCACAGCGCAAAGCUGCCAGUCGGAGUGUUUGAUAAACUUUUUGGUGGAGUUAACAUUUCUCAGUAACCACCUGAGGUCUGAUAAUGUGUGAUAUUCAUACUGCCGGUCGAAACGUCUAAUCCCUGCCUGAUUACCGCUCACAGAUGGAUUGCUUCCUGUCGAACAGCCUGCUGACAUCAGGGCCUAGUCAUAUUAAUUUAACCGCUAUGCUCGCGUCUUGAUUACAUAAUUGAGGCCGUUUAGGGCAGCCCAGCAUCACUUUGUAAGACCCCCAUCGUCUCCCCCCCCAUUGGUGCCAACAUGAGGAGAGCUGUACUGAAGGAAGCAGCCAAACGCUUUCCCUGGCUGGCCAAUGUCACUCUGUACGGGGGCUUAUUUGCCGGCGGUGACCUUGUGCAUCAGCUCAUGGCUCAGAAGGAGCACAUGGACUGGAGACAUACUCGCAACGUGGCCAUUGUGGCAAUCAGUUUCCAUGGAAACUUUAAUUACUUCUGGCUGCGAGCUCUGGAGAGGCGCUUCCCUGGGAAGUCAGCAGGGAUGGUUUUCAGAAAACUGCUGCUGGACCAGAGCUUCGCGUCGCCUUUGGCCACCAGUGUCUUCUACACAGGGGUGAGCUUCCUGGAGGGGAAGGAGGACAUCUUUGAAGACUGGAGGGAGAAGUUCUUCAACACCUGGAAGACUGGACUCAUGUACUGGCCGUUCAUGCAGUUUCUGAACUUCGUCCUGAUGCCGCUGUACAUGCGGACGGCGUUCAUGGGCUGCUGCGCCUUCCUCUGGGCCACCUUCCUUUGCUUCUCUCGGCAGGAUGGCGAUGGCACCGCCGGCGUCGCUCUGGCCUUCGCAUUGGACCCCCGGAAGACCCUGGAGGAGAUACGCGAAGCCAGGCUGGCCCGGAAAAAGCAGAGGAAGCAGAGGGAAAACUGAAAAGAGGAGGAGGUGGAGGACAGCACUUCUGUUUUUCAGGCCUUUCAGCAUCUGUUGCAGUAAAGCUUGGUGUCCACUUUAUAGCUGAACCAGCACCUUUUAACUUGAAUUCAUGGAGAGAUUAAGGGCUGAGGAGGAGAUCAACAUCUGUCACAGAUGCACAAAACAAUUGACUUUAAUGGAACCCAAAAGCUGCGGUAGAACAACAACACUGAAGUCAAAGUUUCUUGUGUUUAAAACAAGACAGUUCACAGACACAAAGGCUAAAGGCUUCUUCAUAGCCCAGGUGUUGGAUGAAAUUACUCAAUUCUCUUUCAGACGCUGCACAGGACAAAAAGAUUACAAAGUCAUUUUAAUAACAAGGGUUCAUCCUAAGAGGAAAUGUGGCAUCUUCACUACAGAUUUCAACCAUAAAAUAUUUUGAAUAUUCUGAUUUAUGGAGACCAGCAACUCUGAUCGAUUAACCCUUCAGCAAGGGUCAAAUGGUUUAAGUGGGAUUGAUAAAUAGGAUGUAAGGUGUACGUGCACAAGACCGGCAAAUUGGCUGCAGUGAGGUAAGAAUGAUCUUACCUCUGAACUACAAAAGGGGUUGGUUGAAAUCAUUUAAAUCUAAUGGACGUCUUCCUGUAAAGGCUCUCUCUGUUCUGCUGGUGAUGCUGGUUUCGACGUGUAGUGAAGCUCCUGAGAUCAGAUUUAAGGGCUCAAUAUUUCUGAUUUCUACCAGCUGUGCCUUCGCUCUGAGACAAGAUUGUCCUGAAGAAGCAUCUGAUCGACAAGACAGCUCCUAAAGAUAGUCACCAAAACAAGUUGUGUGUAUGUUGUUUUUGUGUGUGUACCACUUUAAAUGAGGUUUCUCGUCUAUUUUGGGGUGCACUGGUGUAUCAGGCUGAUUGCACAGAGCGAAAAGUCUUUAACAGGUGAUUUCUAAAAGCUUGUUUUACAGCAUAUUUAAUCAUAGACGUCGGUCAUUUAUUUAAAGAUACAGUAACAUUGACCCAGAGUGUUGUUCAAUAAGGAGAGUUAACAUUAAUGUGGUGCUAUAAUGAAUUAAAAGUCAAUUGUUUUAUUUUCAGUAUUUUCCCUUGAUAUCUAAAAAUCCAACGUUAAGAGAAAAACCAACAAUGUGACAGAAGAUGCUCAAAGACAUCGAGUCAUAUUUCAUGAACCUUUAUGAGAAAGGCUUUAGUUUUGAGUUAAAGUUACUUUUCGAGGAUGUCACUUUUUGCCAUUUGAAGAGCGACAGGAAAUGUUGGGAGGAGGAGAGAGAGUGGGGGAUGACAUGCAGCAAAGGGCAGAGGACGGAUUUGAACCCAUGGUGGCUGCGACGAGGACUGUAGUCUCUGUACAUGCGGGGUGCAACAUAACCACUAGGCUAUACGACACUCCGUAAAAGUUACUCUUAUGGUCGACAAUAAUCCAUUUGUUUGGGAUUAUCUACAACAGUGGAUUAAUCAACAACACAGUAUGUAUGUGUGUGUGUGUGUGUGUGUGUGUGUGUGUGUGUGUGUGUGUGUGUGUGUGUGUGUGUGUGUGUGUGUGUGUGUGUGUGUGUGUGUGUGUGUGUGUGUGUGUGUGAGUGGUAAUCCUUUGUUUGAUGUUAAUCUCUGUUUCUAUAUGAUCUGAUUUGUUCUUUUUAUGUGAAACUUUUUCACACUGCCGUCUUGACCAGGCCUCUUCCUGAUUUAGUAUCUCAACAGGAAUACUAAAUAUUAAAAUGAGACCAAUGAGGGCGCCGGUAGCCUAGUGGUUGGUGUGCGCGCCCCAUGUACAGAGGCUUUAAUCCUUCCAUCAAGAUACCUGGGUAUGGAUCCAACCUGUGGCUCUUUUCCUGCAUGUCAAUCGCCUCUCUCUCUCUCUCCCCGGUUUUUGACUCUAUCAACUAUCCUGUCUCUAAAUAAAGGCAAAAAGAAAAAAU